Molecule: messenger RNA, 3125 nt
Organism: Momordica charantia (bitter melon)
Lineage: Eukaryota; Viridiplantae; Streptophyta; Magnoliopsida; Cucurbitales; Cucurbitaceae
Gene: FTSH11
Product: FTSH protease 11
Biological process (GO): proteolysis; protein import into chloroplast stroma
Cellular component (GO): chloroplast; membrane
Molecular function (GO): metalloendopeptidase activity; ATP hydrolysis activity; ATP-dependent peptidase activity
Source: RefSeq, a predicted model, not a curated record
GACUCGGUGAGUGAAAAAGCCGGCGCCAAAGGAGAGCUCUGCAAAAUUUGUUGUUAUUUUAGGAUAAGGCGAAGGCCUCCCCUCGCCCUCUGGCCUCUCCUUUCAAUUUCCUCUCUCUCACUCCUCUCUCUCUCUCUCUCUUGUUCUUGUUGUUCUUUUUCUUCCCCCCAUUUUCAUCCACUUUACUUCCAAAACCCAUUUGGGGAAGAGGGAGUUUUCAGCGUAAUGGUCAAUCUUCAAGCUUCCUUGUUUUGCAAUCCUUCUUUUUCUCCCUUGCCUCUGCUUUCUCCUCCUCGCCCCCCUCUUUCUUCUUCUUCUUCUGCUGCUGCGAGGCAGAGGAUUCCCUGCUCUCUGUUUUUGCCUUUCCACUAUCCGCACACUUCUCGCUCCAUUUCUUGCAACUCAUUUUCGUUUUCUAAUCUACGAUUUGGGUCGCGUUCUUCUUCUUCUGUUCCGUGUACAUUGCACCCCGAGUAUGGGAAUUUCAAUUCAGAAUCAAUUUCUUCGGCGGGCGGCUAUAUGGGUUCUGGUCCUCAAGAUUUGGGAAUUGAUGGGUUCGGCGAUCAGGGCGUGAGGUUCGAUGGGGGCAAGUUGGAGGAUGGUGGAGGCGAUGGCGCCAGAAAUGGGGCCUCCGAAUUUGAGAUGAAUAAUGAUGAUAAUGGCGAGGCAGUGUUGGAUACUUCUGGAUUGAGUGUGGAAAUGGUGGGAAGUGAGAGUGAAAUUCAGACCGAGAAAGAGAGGAAGUGGAGGAGGUUGCCGUUUGUGGUGUUCUUGAUGGGAUUGUGGGCAGCGACCAGAAGGAAAUUUGAGAAGGUAAUUGAAAUCGUAAUGGACUGGUACAGUUGGUGGCCAUUUUGGCGGCAGGAGAAGCGGCUGGAGCGGUUGACUGCAGAGGCAGAUGCGAACCCGAAGGAUGCGGCGAAGCAGAGUGCUCUAUUAGCCGAGUUGAAUAAGCAGAGUCCUGAGUCUGUCAUUAGGCGUUUUGAACAAAGGGAUCAUGCUGUAGACAGUAGAGGAGUAGUGGAGUAUCUUCGAGCUCUUGUGGUCACCAAUGCCAUUGCUGAAUAUCUUCCAGAUUCUGAAAAUGGAAGACCGUCCACUCUUCCUACAUUGCUACAAGAGUUGAAGCAGCGUGCUUCAGGAAAUGUGGAUGAGCCCUUUAUGAACCCUGGCAUUUCUGAGAAACAACCAUUGCAUGUAGUAAUGGUUGACCCUAAAGUGCCCAACAAGUCUCGUUUCAUACAAGAACUUAUCUCCACUAUACUUUUCACAGUUGCUGUUGGAUUAGUAUGGUUUAUGGGUGCUACUGCACUUCAAAAGUACAUAGGGAGUUUGGGGGGCAUAGGAACCUCAGGCGUUGGUUCAAGUUCUUCAUAUGCACCAAAGGAGUUAAAUAAAGAAGUUACGCCGGAGAAGAAUGUCAAGACAUUUAAGGACGUUAAAGGUUGUGAUGAUGCAAAGCAAGAGCUGGAAGAAGUGGUGGAGUACCUGAAAAACCCUUCCAAGUUUACUCGGCUUGGUGGAAAGUUGCCAAAGGGAAUUCUUUUAACAGGAGCCCCAGGAACUGGAAAAACUUUACUUGCCAAGGCUAUCGCUGGUGAAGCUGGUGUACCAUUUUUCUAUAAAGCAGGAUCCGAGUUUGAAGAAAUGUUUGUUGGUGUUGGUGCUCGGCGUGUAAGAUCAUUAUUUCAAGCAGCCAAGAAAAAGGCUCCUUGCAUCAUUUUUAUCGACGAAAUAGAUGCUGUUGGGUCCACUAGAAAACAGUGGGAAGGCCACACAAAAAAAACAUUGCAUCAACUGCUUGUUGAAAUGGAUGGCUUUGAACAGAAUGAGGGUAUCAUAUUGAUGGCUGCUACGAACUUGCCAGAUAUUCUCGAUCCAGCUUUGACACGGCCUGGUAGAUUUGACAGGCAUAUUGUUGUCCCGAACCCUGAUGUACGCGGUCGCCAAGAGAUUCUAGAGCUCUAUUUACAAGAUAAACCAUUGGCUGAUGAUGUAGAUGUUAAAGCAAUCGCUCGAGGUACACCAGGAUUUAAUGGGGCUGAUCUUGCAAAUCUGGUGAACAUUGCAGCCAUUAAAGCUGCAGUUGAAGGUGCAGAAAAGUUGAACUCUACGCAGUUGGAAUUCGCAAAAGAUAGAAUAGUUAUGGGUACUGAGAGGAAAACAAUGUUUUUAUCAGAAGAGUCAAAGAAGCUCACUGCGUAUCAUGAGAGUGGUCAUGCAAUUGUCGCUUUUAAUACCGAGGGUGCGCAUCCAAUUCAUAAGGCAACGAUCAUGCCUCGUGGAUCUGCUCUAGGAAUGGUCACACAGCUUCCUUCGAGUGACGAGACAUCUAUUAGCAAGAAGCAACUAUUAGCACGACUCGACGUUUGUAUGGGAGGAAGAGUUGCGGAAGAGAUCAUAUUUGGGGAGGACCAUAUCACCACUGGAGCAAGUAGUGAUCUUCACACAGCUACAGAACUUGCCCAAUAUAUGGUGUCAAAUUGCGGGAUGAGUGAUGCAAUUGGACCGGUUCAUAUCAAAGAACGUCCGAGCUCAGAACUGCAAUCCCGUAUCGAUGCUGAAGUGGUUAAACUCCUUAGAGAUGCAUAUGACCGUGUGAAAGCCCUCUUAAAGGAGCAUGAGAAGGCAUUACAUGCACUAUCAAAUGCCCUCUUAGAAUGUGAGACACUCAAUGCAGAAGAAAUAAAGAGGAUUUUACUUCCUUAUAGUAGAGAAGGGCCGUUGCCAGACCAACAAGUAGAAGAAGAACAAGGGGAUCUUGUGUUGGCUUGAUUGAAGUUCACUGACGUUGCAGCAGCCCAUUGCCAUCACUGUAAAGUACCUGAAUCAACCAAGAAAGAGAGGUGAUAUUUUAUAAUUUAUUCCGAUACAUAUGAUGGGUUUAUAGAUAGUAAAUGUAGGAUCUUCUUAGCAACUUCUUCAGGCAGAUUGUGUAUUAUUGCCACUUUCCACAAGUGGGGCGAAUUUUUGAACACAACAAUCAGUUUCUUAAUAUAUUUCUUUUCAGGAAGAACGCUUUGUAAUAUUUGACAUUUUUUUCUUCUGACAGCACACGUAAUUUUGAUGUUCAGUCAUCAAUGUUACUGUUGUAUAAAAUCUAUUCUUCUUUGAUAUCGAUUUAA